AUGUUGUUUUGGAGCAAUAUUAUAUAUAUAUAUUUCAUCUUUUCCUUGAUUCCUGUACAGGCUGCAUUGCAUAGUGAAUCAACGUCAAUUGUUGAUUUACUAUCUUCAAGUCCCAACUUCUUUCAUUUAAUAAGGCAUCUACAGCAGGAUCAUUUUAUUCCUUAUUUGAAUCGAAAUAAAGGAUUAACAUUCUUUGCUCCUUUAAACGAAGCGUUUCGUGGUGAUACCGUUGAUCCAGUAUGGCCGUACCACGUAUUGAAUACGACGGAUUUCAAUCGUACAGUCUUCCCUACUGAGCUUAAAGCAGCCGACGGCUUACCAAUUGCCUUAAAAGUUACACAUAAAGGGGAUUCGAAUAACCCCUAUGACCUCGUAAACGACGUUUACAUCGUCAAACCCAACUGGCAAGCCGACAGCGGUAUCGUUCAAGUCGUGGAUCAACUUCUCACUCUUCCACCUAGUUCGUUGGAUAUUCUUAGUUCGGAAAGCGAAUAUAGCAUAUUUUACCGCUUGUCUUCUGCCUGGGUUGGUGAAUAUGAAUCAACUACCUUGUUUGUUCCUACAACAAGUGUAUUCAUCAAUACGUUUACAAAUACAGAGCUAAGCUAUAUGUACUCAAUUUAUGCAACUGAAGAUGUAAAAACUCUUUUUAAUCAGCAUUCUGUCAUCCAUGAAAGAGUGUACGCUGACGACGUUGUUGAGCCCAAGAAUUUUACUUUAAGAAAUGGAGUUGUCGUGACAUUACAAUACGACAAGCCCAGUAAAAUUUUAUAUUUUAAUGACACUCCUUCCUAUAAUUUUGAUUUAGUCACCCGCAAUGGUGCUAUACACGUUUUACCAGCUCUCCUAAAUCCCGAGGUCAUUGUGUUUACACCCGCUAAAUACUUGAUAGGCUUAGGAGCAACCUGGUUUAGUGAAAAAGUUUCUCAAAAAAGGGAGUAUAUAGCUGCGGAUACAUCAUCAUACAGAGGAAUCUUUGCACCUACGAACUGGGCUUUCCGUGAAACCUCUGAUAUCGAUUACCAUAUAAUGGAAAACUUUUAUAUGCCCAAAGUAAAUAAAUAUUACUUGUCCAAGACGAAUUCUAAGAGCCAUGAUGAACAUAGCGCUUUAAUAAGAGUUGCUACAGAUACGACGGGAGCAUUAUACGUUAAUUUCGACUCGCAUUCUAUUGAUCGGGAGACGAUCGGCAACGUAAGUUUGUUUCUUAUUGAAAAAGACAUUGAGCCCCCAAGACCUUUGCUCUCCCAACUCAUUUUAUUGGAUGAAAUUUCUAUGAGUGUACGAUAUCUAGCUGCGCUCGGUCUUGGAGAGGAUCCCAAUAGUACUUGGUUUUUGGUUGAAAAUGAUGCUUGGAUGAAGCUGGGGCUUGUACGAAAAGCAUUAGAGAAUAAUAUGGAAAUGAUGCAAAAUCUGUUUCUUGAGUACGUUUUUCAGGGAAAACAUUAUUUCGGGUCAAGUGAGGAUUCUUGGACUUCUGGUAAUUAUACGACCAUAUCUGGUAAAAGUAUUAUGAUUGAAAGUGAGGCUGAGAAUACCGAUAUAAUAUAUAUAAAUGGUCUUCCGUACGAUGUGCAAACGCGUGACAUGUUGGUCCAAGAAGGUGUCGUUCACAUCUUGAGCAGAUUAGUCGUUCCUUUCCCUAUAUCGCAACGCAGCAUGAUUAUUGCUGGAGGAAGACAAGAAUUUUUAAGCUUGCUUGAAAAACAAGGACUAUCUGACAUGCUGGACCAGGGAUUGUUCAUUGUGGUUCCUCCUUUAUCCGCCUCGGAUUUAAAAACAAAGGACUUUUCUUUCGCCGACCGACACAUCAUUGAUACUGGGAAGAAGUCGUUCGUUAUCCAUGACUCUCUUUUGUCAGUUGAUAAUGGACCGUGGGUACAUAUAGAAGAAAGCGGUUUCUCUAGUUGCGGCCAUGUCUACUUUGUGCGAUCUCCAAUCCCUACAAGGCGAGACGCGAGCUGGAAAACUUUUGGAGUUUCUCUGCUUGGAUUCUUUACUGCUGCUGUGUUUAGUAGUAGUGGUUACAAAACUUACAAAAUUUACCAACAGAAAAUGUGGGCGUCAGAAAGAGAGCCUUUGUUGAUGCCAGCUAGUCGUGCAUCAUCUAUUCUUCGUCCUGGAAGUCCUGCUCACUCUGUUUAA
Messenger RNA from Schizosaccharomyces osmophilus, 2145 nucleotides. It is a transcript of the gene fsc1, whose product is annotated as fasciclin domain protein Fsc1. The transcript has a single exon. Bases 1 to 2145 code for a protein of 714 amino acids. The record is from RefSeq and is a predicted model, not a curated record. Gene Ontology annotation, biological process: macroautophagy. Lineage: Eukaryota; Fungi; Ascomycota; Schizosaccharomycetes; Schizosaccharomycetales; Schizosaccharomycetaceae. Gene Ontology annotation, cellular component: fungal-type vacuole membrane.